CUCGUUGAAAAUCGAGAGUAACCCUUUUGCCGAUGUACUUGGCCACCAUAGAGGGCCUCCUGUCUUACAUUUUCUCCAUCAUUCAAAAUGGUGGAUCCGUGCAUUGGAUAUCACUUGGUAUGGGAAUAUUGAUGACCUAUUCGCUAUUUUAUCGCAUAUACCUUCACUCGAAUCCCUCAAAUGCUCUAUCGAGUUCAACCUGGCUUUUCUUCAGGAGAUGAAGUCCCCGCUGUCGUUGGCUCCGAAUUUGCAUACCUUUGCUCUGCGAUACCACAACGUCGUUCGUUUCCCGCAUGUCAGACUCAGCCUUGACAUGAUCGAGUCGAGGCUCGCAGGUGGAAUUCUGAAGCGCGCAAGCAUUCACCCCGUAGGAAAGACCUCCAUCAAAAUGUUCGAUGAGCGUCUGGCCGCCAUCAAUGCUACGCCGGAUGUUAAAGUCUGGCUUGAGGACGACAGUGGAUCAUACGCAGAGCUUGUGAUGCCCCCUAUUGCUGGGGAGGAUUAUGAUGGCGAUAUCUAUAUGCUGCAAGUUAAUAGCGGUCUGGUGACAGAGGAUGAUCUUCUAUGAGAGCAUCGUUGAUGUUCUUUUUCUGGACGCGUUUAUUUUCUCAAAGAAUGAUGUAUAUAUAAUCUACUAUAAACCAAUGUUGAUGCGUUACUUAUGAGUCCGACAUGACUGAUAGAAGCUAACUCGAUGUUAUAUCAACCAAAUAGUUGCCUG
This is a messenger RNA of Desarmillaria tabescens, 721 nucleotides long. RefSeq lists its product as uncharacterized. Lineage: Eukaryota; Fungi; Basidiomycota; Agaricomycetes; Agaricales; Physalacriaceae. The transcript is spliced from 2 exons. The record is from RefSeq and is a predicted model, not a curated record. The coding region runs from base 218 to 568 and encodes 116 amino acids.